CUAGGGGCCCGAGCCCUGGCAGCGGCGGGAGCGCGCAGGGGGCGGGACGUCCGGUACUUGGUGUCGGAGCCUCCGGGGGAGGGAGGACGCCCUAGGACUGGAAUGGAGCGUCUGAGGGCGUGGCUGCGCCUGCGCUCCUCCCAGGCCCCGCCCCUCCGCCUAGCCACGGAACCCUAUUGGCUCCCACAUGUUUGCCCCGCCCCUCAGGAGCUGGGCGGGGCCUGCGUUUCUGCUUCCCAGGAGGGGCGGGUGAACCUGAGCAGCCCCGCUUAGGUUCCUUUACUGCUGGGGUUCCCUGGGCCGCUGACCAGCCAGGGUGGGGACGGGCUGGGCCUGGCACUGCCGUGGUGCCCCCAUCCACUAUGGCCCCCCGCCCCCGCAGUGCUCCCCCCCCCACCAUGUCCCCUGCCCCUGCGGUGCUCCCCCUUACCGUGUCCCCCGCUCCUACGGUGCUCCCCGCUGUGCCCCCCGCCCCCGCAGUGCUCCCCCUUGCUGUGCCUGCCCCCGCGAUGCUCCCCUCAGUGCUCCCCAUACUUGCCCUGACUCCCCAAAGCUUGUCCCCUCCCCAGGGCGCCCGCCGUGAUCCCCCAGGACCUGGCAGGAGGGGAGGAGGAUGGCGCCUGUGCUCCUGAUGCCCGGCAGCUGCCAGGGCUCCGUGACCUUCCAGGACGUGGCCGUGGACUUCACCCCUGAGGAGUGGGGGCACCUGGCCCCCGCCCAGAAGAGACUCUACCGCGAGGUGAUGCUGGAGAACUAUGGGCACCUGGUCUGCCUGGGGCUCGCGGUGUCCAGUCCCGACGUGAUUGGCCAGCUGGAGCGAGGGGACACCCCAUGGAUGGCAGCCAGAGACCUCCAGAGAAGGAGCCGCCCCAAUGGCAACCCCAGGAGUGAAACCGAGUCAGCACCAAAACUGGGUCUUUCUGUGGAAGAAACCUCCUUUGAAAGGCUCGCAAAGGAUGGUCCCUGUAUCUCUAGUUUCAGAAAAGCUGGUGUGUGCAAUUCUAAGUUAGAGGGGCAGCAGGGCAAUAAAGAACAGAACCUUCAAAGAUGUGAUACCCACAGGAAGAGCUUCAGGCUCCAGCCAGGCCGAAGAAGAUAUCACCGAAUCUGCUUAAAGAAGAUAUUUUCCAAGUAUAACGAGUGUGGGAAACCCUUUGAUUACAAUUCAGGUCUUAUUGACUAUCAGCUAAUCCAUGCCGCAGAGAAACCUUUUGAAUGUAAUGAAUGUGGCAAAGGUUUUCGCUGGAGCACAGAACUUACUGUUCAUCAGAGGAUUCACACCGGAGAAAAACCUUAUGAAUGUAAUGACUGUGGAAAGACCUUCCGUCAGAGCUCUCAGUUGACCAUCCAUAAGAGAAUUCACACUGGUGAGAAGCCUUACAAGUGUUAUGAGUGCGGGAAGGCCUUUCACCAGAGCGCAGGACUGAUGCAGCAUCAGGCAAUUCAUUCUGGGGAGAAACCUUUUGAAUGUAACGAGUGUGGGAAAACCUUCCGCCGGAGUUCACAGCUUACAGGACAUCAGAGGAUUCAUACCGGGGAGAAGCCGUAUAAGUGUAGUGAAUGUGGGAAAGACUUCCGGCAGAGUUCGCAGCUUACCAUACACAAGAGGAUUCACACUGGCGAGAAGCCUUACGAGUGUCACGGAUGCGGGAAAGCCUUCCACCAGAGCGCAGGACUGAUGCAGCAUCAGAAAAUCCACACUGGAGAGAAGCCUUAUGGGUGUAGUGAAUGUGGGAAGGCCUUCCAUCAGAGCUCACAGCUCACCGUCCAUCAAAGAAUCCACACUGGAGAGAAGCCGUAUGUGUGUAAGGAGUGUGGGAAGGCCUUCCACUGGAGUUCCCGGCUCACCCAGCACCAGAGAAUCCAUACUGGGGAGAAGCCGUAUGAAUGUAGUGACUGUGGGAAAGCCUUCCGGCAGAGCUCCCAGCUCCUCGUGCACCAGAGGAUCCACACGGGAGAGAAGCCUUACAAGUGUAAAGAGUGUGGGAAGGCCUUUCAUCGAAGCACGGGGCUCACCCAGCAUCAGAAAAGUCACACUGGAGAGAAGCCCUAUGAAUGCCACGAAUGCGGGAAGACUUUCCUGCAGAAAUCUUGGCUGACUGUCCAUCAGAGAAUCCACACCGGAGAGAAGCCUUUUGGAUGUAAGGAGUGUGGGAAGGCCUUCCGCCGCAGCUCACAGCUGACUCAGCAUCAGAUCAUUCACACCAGAGAGAAACCUUUUGAAUGUCGUGAGUGUGGGAAGACUUUUCAUCAGACUUCCCAGCUCAUUCGACACCAGAUAAUUCACACUGGAGAGAAGCCCUUCAUCUGUAAUCAGUGUGGGAAGGCCUUCCGCCAGAGUAAACACCUUACUCGGCACGAGAUAAUCCACACCGGAGAGAAGCCUUAUGAAUGCGGUGAGUGUGGGAAGGCCUUCCGCCGGAGCAUAGAGCUCACCCGGCACCAGACAAUUCACAGUGGAGGGAAGCCCUUUGAGUGCAGUGAGUGUGGGAAGGCCUUCCGCCUGAGAACGCGGCUCACUGAGCACGUGAGGAUUCACACUGAGGAGAAGCCUUAUGAAUGUAGUGAGUGUGGGAAGGCCUUCCGCCAGAGCGCGGGGCUCAUCCAGCACCAGAGGAUUCACACCGGGGAGAAGCCAUACGGGUGCAGCGUGUGUGGGAAGGCCUUCCGCCAGAGCUCGCAGCUCAUCCGGCACCAGAGAAUCCACACCGGGGGGAAGCCUUACGGGUGCAGCGCCUGUGAGAACGCCCUCUGCCUGAGCAAGCCCCUUGUCACACAGUACGUCACCCGGGGGGGAGAAGCCUUAGCAAGGUGAAAGCCUUCUGAAUGUAACAAAGAGAUUUCAGCCAGAGUUCCCCUACACUUUGUCAUAGAGAACUUAUACCAAAGGAAACCUUACAGAAGGAGUAAGUCCCUGUCACGGUUCCCCCAGGGGCCACUCCCAACCAUUUCCUUCCUUCCUCCAGUUCCAAGCCAUCCAUUUCCUCUAGUGUCUACCCUGACAGCAGGCAACUUUGCCGCACUUUCUCCCCCAAAACAAAGUCUGUCCAAAUUGAACUGGUUUCUUCAAUUCCACAUCUGUACAGUUCUUUUUGAAUGUCUGUUGCUUUCUUUUCUGUCUUUUAUGACAGAAAGUCACAAAAUCACCUAAGUAAAGAUAUUGUCCUGGUCAUCUUGUCCAGUCUUUAUGUUUAAAAAAACCUUAGCUAGAACAUAUAAAACAAGAUGAAAAUGCUUUCUCUAUUAGAGAGUCUCAGAGGACCUCAGUGACCUCUAGUUCAAUCUGUACCUAAGAACACCCUCUACAACUAACUCAAGUGGCCAUUCAUGGUUUGCUGGAAGACCCCCACAAAGCGGGGUAGGAAUCAUUUUCUCUUGCUUUACUCCCAUUCCUGUACAACUUCAUCUUAUUACUCUGGGUUCUGUCCUUUGGGACCAAACAGAAAAGAGUCCAUGUUACAGUCUUUCCAAAUAUAUGACUAUUUAUCAUGUUCCCUAAUUGCUGAAAUACCUGAUGAUAUUGAUCCCAUUUCCCUCUCUCUUAAUCCAGUAUCCAGGGGCUUGCCUGUCCUCUGCAAAGCUCUCCAGCUUAUCGGCAUCUUUACGCUGAUUCCCUACUACUUAGUUCUAGAGAAGGUGUCUGACAAGGGCAGAGUCCAGUGCCAGACUAUCACCAGAUGUCUCUUCUGGUCUCUCCACUGAUCAAAUGAAUAAAAAAUCCAAUCCUUGAUACUCCAGCCUAACAAUGAGCCAUCUCUUUUCCUUGUAUCUCAUGUAGUCCUCUUAAAAAUCCUGGUAUUAGAUUCUCACUGGGUGGAUGAGGAGGAAACCAAGGCUUAGAGAAGCUAUGACCGGUCCAUGGCAAGAAAAUUGCUGUUGUCUUCAGUAUCUCACCACUUGCCACUAUCUCAGUGUUUUGCAUUCUCCUUCCUUUCCCAGCCACUUUGAUCUCUCAAAGCUCAUUACAGAAUCUCUAUUUCUCUGUUCAAUCCAAAUCUUCCUUUGCCUUUAGGAGACAUUUCAUAUCGAUGGCCACCAUUUUCUUUUUGAUAAUCUCUUCUCAUCUUCAGAGGCAAGAAGCUUAGCUUAGCCCUCUUAGCUAAAGAAUAGAGAUACAGAACCUGGCUUGUAAAAUCCCUUUCUAACAAACCUGUAAGGUAGGUGGACAAAUAUCCCGAUUUGAGAGGCAGGAGAAGGGAAGCAUUGAAGGCAUCGCCUGUGAUCCAGCAGUUGGUCGGUGCUAAUGUGGAGUUCGGAUCUCUCAGCCUGGUAUUCUCUUCACUGUUCCUCCUUUAUCUCUUUAAUCUCCUUUUUUAGAUCCUUCAUUUUAUCUUUCCUUCUUUAAACUCCUUUUCUGGGUCCUUGAUCUUUCCCCAAAUCUUAGAAGGUGCUCUCCAAGGUCCUGCCUUUGAUUGUUUUUUCUUUUUCUAAUCACCUCUGGGUCAGUGGAUUCAGGACCAAAUAGCCCUUUUUCACUUAAUAGCUGUGACCUUAGAUCAGUCACUUUCUCGGAGCCUGUUUCCUCUUCUGGAAGUGGGGGUGAAACUGACUGGCAGACCUCUACAGCAGGCCAGCCCUGACCUGGCUCUGGGUGUCAUUUCUGCUAGAAGGAUUGGGAUUCUCCAAUGUCAUUUCUUGCUGAGCACAUCUCCCGAGGGUUUGAAAAGCUACAUUUGAUUAGGAGACUUGUAUUCAGUCUAAUUCCUGCUCUGCCAUUACCAGGUACUUGUGAUGUUGUUUGCCCUUUCCUUGGGAUGCUCUCACCUCUUGCCUUCAGAAAUGCGCAUGCUAUUCUCUGCCUGCCUCUUGAAGACAGAAAUAGCAGGGGUUGUUGCAAUGAGGCGUAUUUCAGCCAAUUAGAGUUGACCCAAAGAGAAUGGGUCCUUGUGUGAUGUGGAGGCGGCACUGAAUCCCCAAGCUCUGCUGCAGGAGCACUUGUCAGAGCCCCAUAAAGGCAAUCCAUGGGCACGGGGACCGGCCCGGAGGCUGCUGAGCCUCCUUCAGCCUGUGUGAUAAAGCCCUAAGGAACUUGACUUUCUGUUGGGGGAUACAUCGAUACAACUUGGCCGCAGAGAAGCAAAUACGAGAUCUCAUGUUGGGGGUGGGGGCACUCCCAACUGGGAAUGAAAGACCACAUACGGGGAGGAGGGGACACUUGUGCUGAGGCUUGGAGGGAGCCAGGGGAUCAAGGGACAGAUCAGGGAGGGGAGCAGGGGGUUGGGCUGGGGAGGGGGGAAGAAGUCAUGGCAUCCACUGGAAAAGGAGAGGAAGAGGAGCAGGCAUUUUGUCUGUCGGGGAAAGGAGCUGCCGAAGCUUUCCUGGUGAGUGACGGGAUCAAUCGACAGAUCAGGAGGGCAGAACAACAGGAGCAUCUGAUGACCGAGGGAUUGCAAACAAAUGGUGAUAGGUGACAGCACUCGCAAAAGUGAUGAGGAGAGACAGAAUGAAGGGCCAUGUCCACGCCGACCGCAAAUGUGCAAACAAUAACCACAAAAUCCAGAAGAAUCCCAGAAAAAUGAAGAGGAAGUGUUUGUUCCAACUAUUAAGUUUGGUGCACUCAAAAUAAGCCAACCUGUACAAAUUAGAAGUACAGUAGACAUGGUAGCACCGAGGUGUGUGUAUCAGUGUUUUGGUUGAUUGUUUAUUAAGUUUAGAAUAAAGAAAUAACACUUUCUA
Sarcophilus harrisii (Tasmanian devil) is the source of this 5676-nucleotide messenger RNA. RefSeq names its product zinc finger protein 345-like. Bases 614 to 2815 code for a protein of 733 amino acids. The record is from RefSeq and is a predicted model, not a curated record. Gene Ontology annotation, biological process: negative regulation of transcription by RNA polymerase II. The transcript has 4 exons. Gene Ontology annotation, molecular function: DNA-binding transcription repressor activity, RNA polymerase II-specific. Lineage: Eukaryota; Metazoa; Chordata; Mammalia; Dasyuromorphia; Dasyuridae.